UUUUUUGUUCAUAACUCUGAAACUAUACAUGCCACUGUGUUAAAUCCUGUUGGUCCUUAGAGAGGACAUCCUGGGCUUUCCAAUGAUAUGACAUGUGUGGGGGUGGGGCUUUUCUGGAAUUUUCUUUCUGAUUCUUCACAAUGGCUGCCAUCCCUGUGAGCACAUUUUAUCGAAAGAAGAAAGAAAUCAGCUCACUGACUGAGGCAGAGAAAAUCCUAAACAGGAUUAUUGAUGGAGACUCAGACAUAGAUUUGUCAGAUGAGGAGGACCAAGAGGGACAGAUUGACGGUGAUUUUGAGGUCGGGAGUUCAGAGGAUGAGGCAUCAAGUGAGGAAGAGGAGAGUGAAGUUGAGGAUGCACGGGCCCGUCGCCCACUUUGGACCAAAACUAACACAUUCCUGCCUGUGCUGGAAGACUCCGGAGAGGUUGUCUGUACUGCCCCAAACCGUGUAGACUGGCCACCAUCAAAAUACUUUGAGCAGUACAUUGACAACAAAGUUUUUGAGGACAUGUCCUUUUGCACAAACCAGAGACAGAUUCAGGUGUCAGGCUCAAGUCUGAAUACAACACCUGAGGAGAUUAAGACCUGGUUUGGAGUCUCAGUGUACAUGGCAUGCCUUGGUUACCCAAAAAUCAAAAUGUAUUGGGCCAAAAAAACAAGAGUGCCAAUAGUUGCUGAGUCGAUGACAAGGGAUCGCUUUUUCAAGAUCAGAUGUUCUUUGAAAAUCACUAAUGAUCUUGAUGUAACUGAAGAAGAGAGGAAGCUCAAUAUGCUUUGGAGAGUCAGUCCACUUUUGAAGAAGGUGCAACAAGGUUGCCUAAACCUACCCAGGCCAGGAAAUGUUUCCAUUGAUGAACAAAUGAUUCCCUUUACUGGUCGAUGUCCAGUCCGUCAAUUCGUUCCUGGCAAGCCAAAUCCAACCGGAUUGAAGGUGUUUGUUCUCGCUACUCCAACUGGAAUUGUAUUGGAUUUUGAAGUCUACCAAGGAAAAAACACCUUUGUCGGCAGAGACACAGGACUUGGAAUAGGAGCAAAUGCAGUUCUUCGGUUGACUGAGUCCAUUCCCAGGGGAACUCACCUGUACUUUGACAGGUAUUUCACCUCAAUAAAACUACUGGAUAAAUUGCUAGAAAUGGGUCUGCCUGCAAGUGGAACAUUGAUGAAAAAUAGACUCCCAAAGGAUUGUAACAUUACAUCUGAUAAAGAGUUGUUGAAACAAGGAAGAGGCUCCUCUGUAAUGGUGACAAGGAAACAUCCUGAGCUGGCUGUGACAAAAUGGGUUGACAAUAAACCUGUACUCAUGGCAUCAACAGUGCAUGGAAUAGAGCCCCAGGAUACCCGGACCAGAUGGUCACUGAAAGACAAAAGGCAUGUUCAAGUGUCCAGACCUGCAGUGGUGGCAGAGUACAACACCAACAUGGGUGGGGUUGAUAUGUGUGAUAGAAUGCUUAGUUUUUAUAGAAUGGCUAACCGCACAAGGAAGUGGACUGUACGCACAAUCCUACACUUCUUCGAUCUGGCUAUCACCAACUCCUGGUUACAGUAUAAGGAAGACAGCCAAGCUUUGGCACGACCUAUGUAGAAAACUCUCCAAUACCAUGACUUCAAACUGCUCUUAGGUGAGGAACUGAUUGCCCAGGGGCAGUCAGGCCAACCUAAUCCAAUUGAAUCUGAUGCGUCGAAUGAUGAGGAGUACGUUCCAUCACAGAAGAGAAGGAGGCCCCAGCCAGAUAAGGAAGUGAGAAAGUAUGGAGCUGUCCAUUUGCCACAGAUGAUGGACAAUCCUAAUAGUUCCAGGUGCAGAGCAGAAGGGUGCACUGGAAAAACCUACAUAAAGUGCAUCAAAUGCAACAUGUACCUCUGCAUCUCAAAGAAGAAGAACUGCUUUAUGGACUACCACAAACCAAAACAGAACUAACACACCUGAUUAAACUACACUAAUCAGCUUGCUUUUGAUAAGCUGAAUGAGGUCCCUGGAAAUCUGAACCACUGGCUUGAAUGGUGUAGCCAUUUGAAAUUUACAGCACUAAAGAUUGUCAGAGUUCAGAGGUAAAUGUAUGCCUCGAAAUGUGUUCAUAUUUGCCACAAGAGAGUCCCGAUGUCCUCUCCAAAGGACAUACUCUAAAAAAUAAAUAAAAACAUGUUUUGAAAUUUU
Molecule: messenger RNA, 2156 nt
Organism: Archocentrus centrarchus (flier cichlid)
Lineage: Eukaryota; Metazoa; Chordata; Actinopteri; Cichliformes; Cichlidae
Product: piggyBac transposable element-derived protein 3-like
Exons: 4
Coding region: 141-1583 (480 amino acids)
Source: RefSeq, a predicted model, not a curated record